Messenger RNA from Closterium sp. Yama58-4, 1032 nucleotides. Lineage: Eukaryota; Viridiplantae; Streptophyta; Zygnematophyceae; Desmidiales; Closteriaceae. The record is from the annotation of a GenBank genome assembly.
AUGCAGGCGGGAUUCGAAUCGACGGGGGAGGAUGAGGGGAAUCCGGAGCUUGGAAUCGCGACCGUUAUUCCUCGCGGGCUCCCGUCGCGCAAGCAUGGAGAGCGGUUGGGUCGACGGCGAGCAGUGCGGUUCGAUCCCGCAUCAGGCGGACUGGAGAUGAGUGCCGGGGAGGCAUCCGGAGGUGAUAAUAGCGAAGGUGAGAGACGGGACGGGCUUGCAGACGGCGAAUCUGGUGCGGGAAGAGAGGGAGGAUGGAGGCAGAAGGAACGGAGAGAAAAUGCUUUCAGUUCACCUCCCCGUUCCGCGGCACGUUCUGUUACUCGUUCCGCCGGCGCACAGGAGCGAAAUGAAAAGGGGGUGGGGAGCAGAGGACUGAAUGGCGGAGGGGGGUCUGAGGUGAUUGGGCAGAGAGGAACGGAAUGGGCACAGCGAGGAGGAGGGAUGUGGCAGCAGGAGGGUGCAGCAGCGCAGCUUGGGAUUCAAAGGCCAGGGAGGCUCUUCAAGGAUGCAGCAAGCAACUCAAGCGUCACCUUCCAUAAAGGUGCAGAGCAGGACAGCGACGAUGAGGAGGAGAAGGAGGUGUACAAGAUGGCACGGUUAGAAGCGGUGCGGCUGCUUAGUUUCAAGCAGUGGUCGGAGGCGCAGCUGCGGCAGAAGCUGACAGCCAACCUGACCCAGCCAGAGCGGGUGCGAGGUUUGGCCAGGAGAGCGGGAACAAACCAGCCACGUGGCAGCAUGCCACUGGAGAAGGCUGAUGCUGCGGUUGAUGCUGCAAUCAACUACAUGAAGAAGCUCGGCUUUGUGAACGACACGGAAUACGCGGAGGCUUUCGCCCGAGGGAGGUUCAAGCAGUUUGGAUGGGGUCCAGCUCGCCUCAGAAUGGAGCUUAAAAAGAGAGGGGUCAGCGCCAGUGAUGCCAGUGCAGCUGUGGAGUCGGUCUACACUCUAAGCAGUUCAAGUGAGGACAGUAGCUAUAGCAGUGGUGAUGUUGGGGUGAAAAUGUCCCCUUGGAGAAGCGAAAGCAACGCUUAG